Mycena citricolor is the source of this 1467-nucleotide messenger RNA. The record is from the annotation of a GenBank genome assembly. NCBI's taxonomy places the organism in Eukaryota, Fungi, Basidiomycota, Agaricomycetes, Agaricales, Mycenaceae.
AUGCGUCUUAUCGGACCGCCGGUGGCCCUAAAUUUGCCCAGGGACUGCGGAUCGCGCUUUCUGUCCACCUUGUCAACAGCUCUUUUCAUCCCUCGACUCAUCGCGGCGGCUCCUUGUCGGAUGCAAGACAAAUGCUCAUGCGCCGAGGACAAGGAGGCCCAAGACUGUCGCUCCUGGCCCACGGCGGUCAGACGGGCUCGGGGUUGGCUAUUCAUGAUUCUGCACGCUGAGAAGGACCGGACACGCAUAGAUCACCGCUGGACAAUACCAUCGAUACUAGUGCUGGCGCUGCUUGUAUUCUUCGGUCUGGUCACCGUUGUCAUCGAGCUUACCACUAGACACGGCGAAAUAAACGGCUGUCGAGUCGUAGGCCUGCGGAAAGAGUGGCGAAACCUAUCCAGGGUUGAGCAACUCGACUAUAUCUCGGCAGUCAAAUGCAUGCAAACGCUCCCUGCCAACGGGGUUGUGGAUACGAACCAUGUCCGCACGCGCUACGACGAUUUCCAGAGUGCUCACAUCAACUUGACGGACGAAACGCACACAGUCGCAAGCCACACCCUUUGUGUCCUGACAGAAAAUGAUAACGCUACGCAGGGACAAUUUCUUCCUUGGCAUCGAUAUUUUCUCGGGACAUUUGAGAGCACGUUGAGAAGUGAAUGUGCUUAUCAGGGCUCGAUUCCAUAUUGGGACUGGAGUCUCGACGCGGAUCAACUUGAUUCGAUCGCCAAGUCACCGGUGUUCGAUCCUGUUUAUGGAUUCGGAGGCAAAUCCCGUCGUGUAUCUCGUUUGAACCAUGGUAUGACAUAUAUUUCAGGGAACGGGUUGCAUAUCCCAGGAUACUCUGGCCCUUUCAACAACUGGACUAAUCUUGCCGGAUGGGUCGAAGGCACCGGGGGUGGGUGCAUCACCACCGGGCCCUUCGUGUCCUACAAUCUGUCUGUCGGGCCGGGAACAAAGCCGACAAAUCAUUGUUUGACCCGCAAUUUCAAUGACGCUUUCAUCUGGGCGCUGUCUUCAGCUCAAGUAGCCAACACGACGAAACAGCCCAAUUUUGAGCGGUUUCGCAUCGAGCUCGAGGGACAGCCAAUCACCUCGACAAUGAAGUUGCACGACGGGGGACAUUUCGCUGUCGGCGGGGAGAUGCUGGAUACGUAUUCCAGUCCUGCAGACCCAAUAUUCUGGCUUCACCAUGCCAAUCUAGAUCGAAUCUGGUGGAAAUGGCAGAAUAUCGACCUCCCAACGAGACUACUCGAUGUCUCAGGUCGCUCCAGGGUGAAUCCACCGUUCGUAAAUAUUACCCUGGCAUAUCCGUUGAAGAUGUGGAGCUUGGCCCCGACUAUUCCCAUUUGGAGGGUUAUGGAUGUUAGAAGCUCGCCGCUAUGUUACGAUUAUGUAUAGCUUAGACCACCGUGGGCACACUUCCUACUUGACGAUUCCAGCAGCGGCAGAGAAUCAGAUGAUGAGAUG